This is a messenger RNA of Trichoderma breve, 1308 nucleotides long. RefSeq names its product fungal specific transcription factor domain-containing protein. Gene Ontology annotation, molecular function: zinc ion binding; DNA binding. Gene Ontology annotation, cellular component: nucleus. The coding region runs from base 1 to 1308 and encodes 435 amino acids. NCBI's taxonomy places the organism in Eukaryota, Fungi, Ascomycota, Sordariomycetes, Hypocreales, Hypocreaceae. Gene Ontology annotation, biological process: DNA-templated transcription. The record is from RefSeq and is a predicted model, not a curated record. The transcript is spliced from 4 exons.
AUGCUUUGGAGUUCUAUAUGCAACUACAAGUAUACAGCAUCUAGUUAUGUCAUUUCUCAACGAGGCUACAGAGUUCAGUAUCAUUCCAAGCCAGCUAAUGUAGAUGUUCCACGCACACUUGAGAACCAGGCUAGCGCCGGGCAAGUUGGAAUCUGCGUACUUGGCCCACAUGCAAGCAGAGGAAGGGGAAGUGUGACAAAGCAUUACCACAAUGCGGACAUUGCCGAAGGUAUAACUUCACCACUUUCCAUGUAUUCCCAGAUACUCACAUCCAACAGAAACGGUGGAAAAUGUGAAUAUCCAAGUGGUCUUCGGCCAUCCAACGCGCACAGCUCCUUGAUUGCCCUUCAGGCCCAACAGCGAGUUGUGCAGCAACCUUUCCCGCCUUCUUUCUUCCUGGAUAUGAAUAUCUUUCGCCAGGCUCGACUGGAACUUCCGCGGCCUAGUCUAGCAGUUCCGGCAUAUGUCAGCGACUUUCUGGGUGGAGAUGAGGAGGUCCGGCAGAUGGUGACAACCUUCUUCGGUAAUGUCUAUGCAUAUAUGCCGUGUAUAUCAAAGAGUUGGAUAUACCAGCAUCUCCUCAGUCCACUAUCCCCAGUCCAUGCAGAUUCCACUCUGCUCCUUCUUUCUAUGCAGUUAAUAAAUUGGACACCAACGGCAUCUGAUAGUCCCAAAUCCCCUGCGUAUAUCGCCGCCAAGCAGUUUUUCUUUGAGCUGGAGAAUGCUGGGAAUCUGAGCAUCAGACUCGUACAAGCUGGCAUCUUCAUAGCGCUUUACGAGCUUGGACACUGCAUUUAUCCGGCUGCUUAUAUGUCUGUAGGCACAUGCGCUAGACAUGCAGUAGCACUGGGACUUGACAAGGACAUAAAGCAGAGUAACGCAACGGGACUCCCGUGGGAUGAUAUAGAGGAGAGAAGGAGAGUAUGGUGGGCGAUUUUGAUUUUAGACAGGUUCAUCAACUUGGGAAAUCCACCACGUAUGCUUGCUACUGCGGACCCAGCAACUGGUGACAUUCUCCCAGCUGACGAUGCUUCAUGGGAGCAGGGGGUGUUGCAUGCCACCGAAUUAUUCACCAUAGGAUCCCAGUCACAACUACGAAUGGGACGAUUCGCACGAUUUGCUCAAGCAACAUAUCUUUUAGGACAAGUCAUCAGACAUGUCUCUGAUGAGCCUAGAGAUGACGCUUUCUACGUGCAAGAAGCGGCGCAAUUGAACCGCACUCUUCACGCUCUUAUUCACCUCUCCCAAUCUGAAGCAGAGACAAGAAGUCUUGAGUUCUGUACACAGACAGCAGCGUGCUACAUGUGA